This is a messenger RNA of Saccostrea echinata, 8474 nucleotides long. RefSeq lists its product as uncharacterized. The coding region runs from base 23 to 7282 and encodes 2419 amino acids. The transcript is spliced from 44 exons. Gene Ontology annotation, biological process: proteolysis. The record is from RefSeq and is a predicted model, not a curated record. Gene Ontology annotation, cellular component: plasma membrane. Lineage: Eukaryota; Metazoa; Mollusca; Bivalvia; Ostreida; Ostreidae. Gene Ontology annotation, molecular function: protein binding; serine-type endopeptidase activity.
AUUUACUCAAUUGCAUCAAAUCAUGGAAAGACAGACUUCUUAUGUUCGAAGACGAUUGGUUUCAACUCGAUCUAUUUCCAUAGAGAAAGUAGAGAAGUACAAACUAAGUUCAUCGAGUACACCGUCCCCUUCAGAAGAAAACAAAGGCUUUUCCACAGGAUAUUAUCACAAAAAUAUCUUUACAGUUAAUGGAUAUGGUUCCGAAGUGACAGAUGGAAAAGAGACACCAGCCUUUGACAAUUAUGCAUAUGCCUCGCAUGAGGAUGACAAUGUUUUUAAACCAAAAAGUGAUAUUUAUUUUGACCCCUCUAGUUUACAGAGAGGUGAAAAAGGAAAAAAGUCCCGAGUGGAAAGUGCUCGGGACGAAAAUGUGCCAAAAAAGAGAGGAGAGAAAGGAUGUUUAAUGUUGUUGUGCUUUUUAACUUUCCUUGGCUUAUUGGCUGGAAUAGCUGUGAUAAUAUACGUUCAAUUUUUCAAAGAAAAAUCUCCCGAUCCAGCUACUCAAGCUUCACCUGUGAUAUUAAUAGGCAGCAUAACCUUAAAAGAUGAUUGGAAUGAGGAUCUACGCAAUUCCUCGUCACCAGUUUUCAAGUCUACAUCCACUAACAUAUCUGCAGAGAUGGAUUUCAUUAUGCAAAAUGGCAAUUUGUCACAGUUUUAUAUGGAAAACAAAGUAUUGUCCUUCAGUCAGGGAAGUAUUGUGGCCAUAUUAGAGAUCUUCUUUCGCCCAGACUAUGGGUCAGUUUUCCAAAAUGUUGAAGAAUUAGCUUCAACAGCAGAACUUCAUGUUAUGGCGGCUGUACAAAAUGGAUACACAAAUCUCAAUAUUCAGGCAGUCAACUUAACUGGAGAAAUAAAGACUUCCACCACUUCACCAUUAAGCACAAUAUCAUCUACCAUUUCAUCAACAACAUCAACAAAAGUUGUUAGUACACCCUCAAGCACACUUUCAAUGUCCACCACCAGUUUUCCAUCAUCAUCAACUCCUGAGGCCACAACUAUCACAACCACUAAUACACCUGAACCAACAACCACUACAACUCCUGAACCAACAACAACCACAACACCAGAACCAACAACCACUACAACUCCUGAACCAACAACAACUACAACACCAGAACCAACAACCACUAUGAUGGAAUCAACGACCACUACAACUCCUCAACCAACAACCACUACAACACCUGAACCAGCAACCACCACAACACCAGAACCAACAACCACCACAACACCUGAACCAACAACCACUACAAUGGAAUCAACAACCACUACAACUCCUCAACCAACAACCACCACAACACCAGAACCAACAACCACCACAACUGAACUUUCUUCAACACCCGAGACAACAGAAUCUGCAUCAACAACACCAUUACCAGGAAUGUGUAUGCCAUUACCAGUGGUGAAAUGUCAGGCCUUGGGCCGUAACAGCACAAUGCUUCCUAAUUUUUUUAACCAGACAACGAUUCAGGAGACCUUGACCCCGUUUGAGAUGUUUAAAAUGCAGAGUUGUUCUAAUAAUGCCUUGUUGUACAUCUGUGACAUGAUGUAUCCAAGGUGUGAAGACGAACAUCUUCCAUGUAGGGACACCUGCUUGAGUAUUCAGAAAGAAUGUGGGAGUAACUUUGAGCUGGCAAAAGAGCAGUACUGUGACAACCUACCCACUAUGAACUGUAUUGGUCCAGCAGUGACCACUACCAGUACCACUUUAGCCACCACUACCACUUCAUUAUCAACUAUACCCACCACUAGUACAACUGUGGCACCAUCUUCAACUGUUGGUUUUUGUAUGUUGCUACAAGUUCCAGAAUGUCAGGCAGUUGGCCAUACUUCUGUCAUGUUUCCCAAUCCUUUCCAGCACAAUUCUAUUGAGCAGGCGUUGGUUUACUUUGAGCGGUUCAAGAAUUCAAGCUGCUCACCCAGCUCCAUGUAUUAUCUGUGCAAUAUGCUUUUUCCCAACUGUGAUCCCUCCACUGGACUUUUGCGUUAUCCAUGCCAAGAUCACUGCAAUGCUACCUAUGAUUCUUGUCCGGCCUUACCUGUGGCUGGCAUCUCGUACUGUGUUCAGCUACAGACUGCCAACUGUGAACCGAAAUACCAGGAACCAACCACAACAACCCCAAAACCAGAAACUACAACUCAGCAAGAACUGUGUUUUACCUUACAAGUACCAGAAUGCCAAGCAGUCGGCCAUACUUCUGUCACAUUUCCAAAUCUGUUUGAUCACACUUCUAUUGAGCAAGCAUUGGCCUAUUUCAAAGCAUACAAGAAUUCAAGUUGCUCACCCAGCUCCAUGUAUUAUCUGUGUAAUAUUCUUUUUCCCAAGUGUGAUCCCUCCACUGGACUUCUGAGUUAUCCAUGCCAAGAUCACUGCAAUGCUAUUCAACUCACCUGUCCUGCCUUAUCGACUCUGGCUAAUUCAGCUAUAUGUUCCAGUUUUCCAACAGCCAAUUGUGUACCAAGUUAUCAAAAACCAGAUUCAUGUCUUCAACUACAAGUUCCAGAAUGUCAGGCGGUCGGCCAUACUUCCGUCAUGUUUCCGAAUCCUUUCCAGCACAAUACUAUUGAGCAGGCAUUAGUUUACUUUGAGCAGUACAAGAAUUCAAGUUGUUCACCCAGCUCCAUGUAUUAUCUGUGCAAUAUGUUUUUUCCCAAGUGUGAUCCCUCAACAGGAGUUAUCACGUUCCCAUGUCAAGAACAUUGCAAUGCCACCCAUGAUUCCUGUCCUUCCUUGGCUGUGGCUAGUAUCAAUUAUUGUGUCCAGCUACCAACAGAAAAAUGUGAACCAAGUUACCCAGAACCAACCACUACAACUCAACAACCAGAAUUGUGUUUCACUACCACUGUACCAGAGUGCCUUGCUGUCAAUCAUACGAUCUUUACCCUUCCCAAUGUGUUCGGUGAUACAACUGUGGAUGGUGCUAUUCAGAGGUUUAAUUCAUACAAGAACCAGAGCUGCACAGAUAAUGCAAUGUUUUAUAUCUGUAAUUUGUUAUUCCCCAACUGUGAUGUCAAUACAGGGGUCAUGCAGUUUCCAUGCAUCAGUCUUUGUAAUGAUGUAAAUGCAGAGUGUCCAGAUCUGAUACUAGCCAACUCUGCUUACUGCCAGCAACUCCCGCGGACAAACUGUGUAGGACAAGAUACUUGUCUGUCUAUAAAUGCACCAGAGUGCACAGCUCUUGGACUAAAAUAUACUACCUUGCCAAAUGUAUUUGGACACAGAGAUCUUGAUACUGCCAAAGCAUAUUUUGAUCAACUCAAGCAGCAGAGCUGUUCAGAAACGGCUUUAAUCUACUCAUGCAUGAUGCUUUUUCCACCCUGUGAUUAUGCAACAGGAGAAGUGAAAUAUGCUUGCAAGGAAGACUGCCUAGCCAUCAACCAGGAAUGUGGAAAUGGAACCCAGUUAGCCAAUCCUUUGUAUUGUAACCAGCUCCUUGAUAUCAGCUCUGGUAGAUGUUCUCCAGUAACCUCCGUCACAACCACUACCGCUCCAACCACCACUACCACUGUCGCUCAAGAUAUCUGUAUGGAACUACCAGUGCCUGAAUGUCGGUCUCUUGGCCAUAACAAAACACUGCUACCUAAUGGAUUUGGACACACAAUGAGUGAUGCUCGAUCCCUGUUUGACUUGUUAAAGGACACUGCCUGCUCUCAGAGUGCUAUGUACUACCUGUGUACCUUUUUGUUUCCUGGCUGUGAAGUAAAUGUCCAAAGAUAUCCCUGUAGGGAGUAUUGUCUAAAUGUACAGGCGGAAUGUGGUGUUAACUUUACCCUGGCUAGUGAUCAGUAUUGUUAUCGUUUUUCUGAUCAGGGCUGUAUAAGCUCCUUCCCUGGGGUCAUUACCACUGUGACCCCCACCGCAACUACCCAACCAAGGCCAAGAGAAAAUUGCAGUGAGACUGAACAGUACACUUGCCCUGGUGAUGGCCACUGUAUAAUGAAAAAGUGGCUAUGUGAUGGGGAACCUGACUGUCAGGACCAAUCAGAUGAAGCCAACUGCAGUUCAUGUUCAAGUACUGAGUUUACCUGCCUAGAUAGAACCUGUGUCCCAGCUCAAGAAAGAUGUAAUAAAGCUCCAGCUUGUCCUGACCAAUCAGAUGAAAGGAAUUGUGUAAGCUUAACCACCCAGUCUAUCCUGAUGCUGCCGUAUCAAGAGAGGAGCCUACCACUGUGUUAUCAGUCAUGGUCGGAUAGCUAUGGAGAUGAAGUCUGUCGGGGUCUUGGACUAGGGAACUUUACUUAUUCCAAACCUGUCACAUAUUACAACCGUGACUUUGUUCACCUGGACAAUAAUGGACAGGUACCAUCUUAUCUAGGAAACAUAAUUGUCAGGUCUGAAUGCCAGAAUGCUCAGGUGGUGGAAUUGAAGUGUAAGCCCAGAGGUUGUGGUCAGCGAUUGGUCGGUUCCUCACAGACCGGCUUUAUAAUUGGGGGAAAUGAUGCUGUUCCUGGUCACUGGCCCUGGCAGGUGUCUCUCCAAAUAAAGCUGGGGGAUAAUGUGAAACAUAUCUGCGGGGGCUCUCUAAUUGCCCCAAACUUUGUUGUCACAGCCACUCAUUGUCUAACUAUUCUCGUGGAAAGAAAUGUACUGCUUGGAGCUACAAAUCGGGGUGUUGUUGAAAUCACACAGAAGCAAUAUGGAAUAAAAAGAAUCAUCCAUGCAAAUGAUAGAUUUGUAAAGUAUGGACCAGGGGACAUAACUCUGUUUGAGCUAGAUGACACAGUCAAAUAUACACCUUACAUCCAGCCAAUUUGUUUCCCGAAGGAAGGGGAGAAAUUUACUGAGACCUCCAUUUGUUAUGCUACAGGCUGGGGGUUCACUUCACCAGGGGAUACGUCCUAUUCAAAAAUGCUAAAGCAGCUGAAGAUGCGAUUGUGGGAUACCAAAAAAUGUAACAGCUCAAGUCACUGGAACGGAAACAUUACUGGCGGCUACAUAUGUGCCGGAUACGAAUCCAGCCUUAAGUCUGUGUGCACAGGAGAUAGUGGUGGCCCCUUGGUGUGUAAGGAUAAUGCUGGAAUCUGGAAACUUGUCGGCAUUUCCAGCUUUGUCUCCAUCAACUGCAAUGUAUCACACCUUCCCAAUGUUUUUACUGAUGUCAAGACUUAUCUCCCCUGGAUUAAAUCCCAAAUAGAGUGUAAAUUCCAAUGUGACAAUGGAAGGUGCCUGUAUGACAAUGAUUUGGUGUGUAAUCGACAAAAUGACUGUGGUGAUAACUCAGAUGAAACCAAAAUCUGUGAUAUUUCUGUUAACUGUACCUUUGAUGACAAUUAUCUCUGUGGAUACAAUGUUUCUGGAUUCAUCUGGAGCUACGGAUCCAAUAAUUCCCAAGCACAGUCCAGUUUUCCCUGGACUGACCACACCAUUGGUCAUUAUCCAGGACAUUACGUGCUUGGAAAAUUUGGAUUCAUGUCAGAGGCAAUUCUGACAUCUCCGAAAUUCCAGACAAUUUCUCAGUCCUGUGUAAGAUUCCACUACAAUCGACGAGGAGAGUUGUAUGAUAACAUGCUGGUCCAGACCAUUGAGUACAGUCCUACAGGCACAGCCUACCCAGCUAAUACCCAGUACUUAAUUGGUCCUGGGAGUUAUGAGGACAAUUGGAGGAUAGGUUUCUUUGACCUGAGUGCUGGGACAUACCAACUAGUGUUCAAAGUCACGGAUAAACUGAAGACUGCAAUAGAUGAUGUGCAGGUCAUUCCAGGAACUUGUACUGAAAAAGUGUGUGAUGCUAAUUUGUUCCGAUGUGCAGAUGAUAAGGGUAUCCCUGUUUGUUUGCCUCCAUCCUCCCAGUGCAAUGUAGUGAAGGAGUGUAACAAAGAUGAGCUCAAUUGUCAAGCCAAUGUCUCAAAGUAUAACUGUGAUUUUGAGAAGGCAGUGCAGUGUGGGAUAUCACAAACUACUCUAGACAAAGGAGAAUUUUUAUUGACGAAUGGAUCCUACCUAAGGAAGGUGGUACUGUUUCAAGAGGCCUUUAAUGAGCACACUAACAAUGAUCCAGAUGGGUGGAUGUUGUUUGCGUUAACCAAUGGACAUCAGCUGAUCGGAGACAAUGUCACAAUGACCCAGAAUCUAGUUUUGAAUAAUCAGCUGUUCUGCCUGACAUUCUUUUAUCGAGCCAGCACAGACAUGACAUUUAAGGUGAGUCUGAAGACUGCAGAUGGCAUGUAUGAGUUAUGGAACUUUACUGACAGAAGCACAUCUGAUUGGACAAAAGCCCAGAUGCAGCUCCCUCUGGUGUCUGAUGCUGAUCUGACUUACCAGCUUGUCAGACUGUCUCCAGCCUCGAACAAGUACUACAAAGCCUACAUGGCUAUUGAUGACAUCAGUAUAACACCAGGGGAAUGCCCCAACUAUGAUUGUCCUGCAGGAACAUUAAAAUGUGCAUCCGAGAAUUACUGUUACCCAAACACAAGUCGCUGCAACAGAAUUGUGGACUGUCCUGACGAAUCUGAUGAAGCAAACUGCUCUUGUAGCAGUACUGAGUUUUCUUGUAACAAUGGCCGCUGCAUCCCACAAUCCUCCAUCUGUGAUACGAACGCUGACUGUUUGGACAGAUCUGAUGAGGGAGCCAUUUGUGACUCUCUCCGCAGUGUGACUUGUACAUUUGUGAACCUUUUCUCGUGUGGGUACAUGUCAAAUGAGGGCAGGUUUACUUGGCUGAGGUGGAGUGGGAGUACCCCAUCAUUUUUCACUGGUCCUACAUUUGAUCACACAAUAGGGGAUACAACUGGACACUAUUUCUAUGCAGAGGGCAAUGCAGGAUAUGCUGGUGAUGUUGCAACGUUAACAUCUCCGAAUUUCACAACUGGAGUUGGUCAGAGUCUUGGAUUCUAUUACCACAUCCUAACUGAGAGUGUCUUUUACAACAUCCAGUCAGAGGGUUUGUCUAUUGUGGCUCAGUAUUCAGAUGGGCAGAGUUUUCAGCUGUGGUGGCAAAACCAAACAUCUGGCAAUGAAUGGGCAUAUGGCUGUGUCAACCUUCCAGAUAACACUGAAUUAAAUAUUCAGUUUGUGGCAAAGAGGAUAGGAUUGGAUAAUAAGGGAAUAUUUGAUGCUGAUAUUGCUAUUGAUGACAUUGCAUUACUGCUUUUGCCAUGUUCUGGUGUAGAUGGAACAAGCAUUUCAACUCCAAAACCACCAGAUGUAUCAGACACUACAACAACUUCAGAACCAGAAUGUGGCUUCAGAUGCAACAAUAAUUACUGUAUCAAUGCAAAUCAACGAUGUGAUGGUAUGAAUGACUGCCGAAAUGGUGAGGAUGAAUACAACUGUCCGUCAUAAAGGUAGACUACGGCACUAUACUUUAUAGGUAGAUCUGUCUGAUGGGUGCUCAUUCAAUUACACAGCGUUACUGUACAGGUUGGUCUGCUGAAAGGUGCUGUUAUAAACAUUACAUGGUUGUUGUCUCUAUAUAUAUUUAAUGUGAUAUUUUGAUUUUAUGAUGACUAUUCUUUGGAUGUAUUUUAAUUAAUGGUAAAAAUUCAAAUCAUUUUAUAUUUAUAUUGCAUCUUUGAGGUUUGUUCCUAGAUUGGCCAAUAGCUGUCUAUGUUCUUAACCUUUGAACUUUUAUUUUACAAUGACAAUUGUUCAGUUAUUAUCAUUUUACAUGAUUGUACAUUAUGCAUCAUCACAGUUUUUAAGUUUAAAUAUUUUUCAUUCAAAUAAUGCUGGUGUAUUUGUAAAUAAUUACUUUAUAUACAUGUAUAUCAAAAUGGCAUUUAAUAAAUUUACAUAUCAUUGUAAAUAGUUUGCAAAAUUAUUAAUGCAUCAGAUCAGAAUGGACUUAAUGUACAUUAUUAUAUGAGACAUUAUCUGUGCCAAACGCAAUCAUACACUGUAUUUUACUUCAUUGAUGUGUGGAAGUUUGUAUUUUAAUGUAUGUAAAAUUAUGUGGAGUAAAUCAGAAAAUGUAAUGAAAUGAGAAAAUAUGUAUUUUUGAGGCUUGUCAAUCAGCAAACACUUGAUAUGUAUAUUUGUGCUAUAUAAAUCUGACACAGCAAUAUUGCAUGCAUUUUUUUGUCAUAUAUUUCAAUCAUAUCAUUUUUUUUCUUAUGCAUAUCUUCAGAAAUAAUUCUUUUUUGUAAAAGCCAUGACAUUACUAGUCACAAAUUUGUUAUAUGUAUGUCACACAGACAAAUUCAUCGCCUAGUUGAUAUUUUUAAUUCAUAACUGCAUUCUCAUUUCCAAAAAAAAAUCAACUUUUAACAAAGUUUGUUUAUAAUAGAAAUUUAAAAAAAAAAAAGUAAAAUCAUUUCCUCUUUAUUUUAUAAUUUGAAUAACUGUUGCUUCACUGAUCAUGCAGGCAUAGAUCAUUACAGAACCAGCAGAACUCGGUACUAGUUACACUUUUGGAGUGAAUUUAACCUUUUAAAAAAAAUCUUAAAGUUUGUUGAAUAUGUAAAUUUUAUGUUUGACACUAUCAUUGUCUAAAUAUUAUUCAAUAAUUAUGUCCAAUAAAUUAUUUAUAGCAAUG